AUGCCACAGCGCAUGCCGUCUAAUCGCAGACAGAGUGCUUCGCGUUCUCUUUCAACUUACAGAAGUCGUAGCAAACGCAAUCUGUCGCUACGUAGACGCUCAGCAUCAACGACCGCCAAGAGACGGAGGUCUAACAAAUCAAUUUCAUAUGCCGACGAGCGCGGAGGAGUUCUAGCCACUGUCGCAGACGAGAAUACCGAAUCUCACUAUCCUCAAGCGCUAAGUGAAAAGUCGAAGUUAUCGAGGAGGGUAAGAAAGCGGUCAUCAACUCCAGUCAGAGAAACACGAAAGCACGUCAAGAACAGCUCUGUGAAGACCGGAAAGCGACUGCCGGCUUCACAUAAAAGUCGGCACACGAAAAGCGAGUACGUCGUUUUGCUUUUUCAUUUAGGCUUGAGAACUUGA
Molecule: messenger RNA, 405 nt
Organism: Angiostrongylus costaricensis
Lineage: Eukaryota; Metazoa; Nematoda; Chromadorea; Rhabditida; Metastrongylidae
Source: the annotation of a GenBank genome assembly